AUUUAAAGACCAUGUGAGAGUCAACUCAAAAAAGGCCAUGCCAUUCCCAUCAUAGUGACAGUGCAUUAUUAGAGUUUGUUUUCUAAUCAUAUUACUCAUUCAUGAAUGAGUAACAUGGGUGAAUUCAUCACUUUCUUUCUUUCCUUUCAACCUCUCACAUUCAUCUUCUUCCUCCUCUUCUACAUAACACUCAUCGAGUUCCGACGGGUCAAAAAACUCGUCGGAACUGGUCCAACAACCUAUCCUGUAAUAGGUUGUUUAAUAUCUUUCUACAAGAAUCGUUUUCGGUUGCUAGAUUGGUAUACCAAGCUUUUAGCCCAAUCGCCAACCAAUACCAUAUUGGUUCAACGAUUAGGCGCACGUAGAACCAUUGUAACGGCAAAUCAACACAACGUCGAAUAUGUGCUCAAGACCAAUUUCAAAAACUUCCCCAAAGGGAAGCCUUUUAGGGAGAUCCUUAGUGAUUUCCUUGGAAAAGGUAUAUUCAAUGUGGACGACGAUUUAUGGAUGAUACAGCGAAAACUCGCAAGUCAUGAGUUUUCGCUGAGAUCCAUAAAUGAGUUCAUCAUGCACACGUUGGAGGAAGAAGUCAAAGGGAAGCUAAUUCCAUUAAUGGAUUCACUAUCAAUAGAGAACAAAGUAGUUGACUUUCAAGAGUUGUUGGGGAGAUUCUCUUUCAAUGUGGUUUGCAAAUUCACAUUGGGGAUUGAUGAUGAUGAUGAUAAUAGAUGUUGCUUGGAUCCUUGUUUUCCAAUUUCACCGCUGGCGAAGGCUUUCGAUGUGGCGGCCGAGAUUUCGGCGAGGCGUGGAGCAGCACCUUUGUUUUUGGUGUGGAGAGUGAAGAAGUGGCUUGGAGUUGGAUCGGAAAGGAGGCUUAGAGAUGCAGUUAAGGAGGUUAAGAUACUUGUCAUGGAAAUGAUUUUAGAAAGGAAGAAGAUGAUGAAUGUAAAAGGAGAGGAGCUUGUUGGUGGUCAAGAUCUCUUGUCACGUCUUAUUUCUUCAGGGCAUGAGGAAGAAGUAAUUAGGGACAUGGUGAUAAGCUUCAUUAUGGCAGGGAGGGACACAACAUCAUCAGCAUUAACAUGGUUCUUUUGGUUACUAUCACGUUAUUCAGAUAUUGAGCACAAGAUAUUGAAAGAGUCAGAAAACAAAUUAAACAAUGAAACAUUGGAUUAUGAAUCAUUGAAGAAUAUGAAUUUUUUAAAGGCAUGUCUAUGUGAAUCUAUGAGGUUAUAUCCACCAAUAGCAUGGGAUUCAAAACAUGCCACAUGUGAUGAUGUGUUACCAGAUGGAACUUUGGUAAAAUGUGGAGAUAGAGUGACUUAUUUUCCAUAUGGAAUGGGAAGAAUGGAAAAUUUAUGGGGAAAAGAUUGGUUUGAAUUUAGACCAGAUCGUUGGUUUGUUGAAUUGAACAAUGAAAUAAUAUUGAGUGAGGUUUGUCCUUAUAAGUUUCCUAUUUUUCAGGCUGGUCCAAGGGUGUGUCUUGGAAAAGAAAUGGCUUUUAUUCAAAUGAAAUAUGUGGUGGCUUCAAUUCUUAGGAGAUUUAGGAUUAAAAUAGUUAGUGAUAAGAAGCCUAUAUUCGUGCCACUUCUUACGGCGCACAUGGCCGGCGGCUUAAAAGUAUUGGUUUCUAAGAGAAUGCAACUUUAACUCAUUUUUUUACUACCAACAUGGACCAAUCAAGUUAUGUGAUGAGAGGUUCAAGCUUAGUGAUGAGAGGUUUGAUCAUAUACUAUGUAUGAAAGAAUAUCAAUUAUUUAUUAAGUUAAUAUAUGAUUUUUUAAAUGAA
Medicago truncatula (barrel medic) is the source of this 1789-nucleotide messenger RNA. RefSeq names its product cytochrome P450 94B3. Gene Ontology annotation, molecular function: iron ion binding; oxidoreductase activity, acting on paired donors, with incorporation or reduction of molecular oxygen; heme binding. The coding region runs from base 106 to 1650 and encodes 514 amino acids. The record is from RefSeq and is a predicted model, not a curated record. Lineage: Eukaryota; Viridiplantae; Streptophyta; Magnoliopsida; Fabales; Fabaceae. The transcript has 2 exons.